ACGUCGUGGUUCCGAAGCUUGGCCAUUGCGACUCUGCUCUGGAGCUGGCGAGUUAACUCAGUUCUUUACUCGGCUUGACUCAGGAUCGAAGGGAGAAGAGUCAUGCAAUUUUUAUCGAACUCUCGUAGACUCGCUAGGGUUUUAAAACCCUUGGUUCUCGUUGAAGCUGAUGCCAGAUUCGUUUCCUCUGCUUCUCAAAUCUCCGAUUCUAUCCAAUGGCAGAAACAUGGGUCUCCUUUGCCAAUCGUGGUUCCAGGGAAUGAUGGAUGCAGUCACUUGCACUCUCAAGUGCCCAUUAUGGGACUGAUGAUAUCCAGAGCAAGUUUUUCAUCAGAAGCAGCAAAACUUGAGGGAAAUCCUACAGAGUCUGUCAAGGAAUUGCAUGGUAAAAUGCUUGAUUCUAUAAAUAUCAAGAGAUCGAUGCCUCCGAAUGCUUGGUUGUGGUCAUUGAUUGAGAACUGCCAAAACCCAGAUGAUAUCAGGCUUCUAUUUGACAUUCUGCAGAAUCUUCGGAGAUUUAGAUUGUCCAAUCUUCGUAUUCAUGACAACUUCAAUUGCAAUCUCUGCCGAGAAGUUGCUAAGACGUGUGUACGUGUAGGGGCAAUUGACUAUGGAAAGAAGGCUCUCUGGAAACAUAAUGUUUUUGGUUUGACGCCUAGUGUUGCAUCUGCACACCAUCUACUGUCAUAUGCACGAGAGCAGAAGGAUGAUAAACUGAUGGAGGAGGUGAUGAAGCUCCUGAAAAGGAAUGACCUUCCUCUACAACCAGGUACAGCAGAUCUAGUUUUCAGGAUCUGUCAUGAUACGGAUAACUGGAACCUACUGGCCAAGUAUUCGAAGAAAUUUUCCAAAGUGGGAGUCAAGUUGAGGAAGACCACAUUUGAUGCUUGGAUGGAAUUUGCUGCCAAGAGAGGAGACACGGAUUCGUUGUGGAAAGCUGAUGGAUUGAGAUCUGAGACUUACAGUCAACACCCUCUUUCCAGUGCUUUUUCUUGUGCUAAGGGUUUUCUGCUAGAAAAUAAAUCUGAAGAAGCUGCUGCUGUCAUCCAGGUCAUCUGCCAGACAUUUCCUGAUGCAAAGAAGUCAGUUCUUGCUGCUGAAUUCAAGAAGCUGGUUAAUGAGUGGCCUGUAGACGUUAUCAAGCGCCAACAGGAGGAAGACAAGAAGGCUGUAGCUGCUUCACUGAAAUCCAACAUCCCUGCCAUGGUUAAUGAAUUGCUGAACUCGGGUUUAGACGUGAACAUCGAUUUAGACGAGUUAAACAAGAACGAAGCUCUUCUUAGCUGAUGAUCCAAUCGCUUGACGAGAUCCUGAGAUGGGUUUGAAGGGACGUGGCUUAUUCAUAUUGUCGUUCGGGUUUUGGUUUUUGGUACUGUAUCCCUUGUGUGUCCAGGGUUUUGGACACUGGACUGGCAUACUCUUUUGUAGUGUCAAAUAACGUAAUUCUCCAAAGAAGUUUGCUUCUUGAUGGGUAAUGAUCUGAUCUCGUUUGUGAAA
Molecule: messenger RNA, 1497 nt
Organism: Tarenaya hassleriana
Lineage: Eukaryota; Viridiplantae; Streptophyta; Magnoliopsida; Brassicales; Cleomaceae
Exons: 11
Coding region: 103-1287 (394 amino acids)
Source: RefSeq, a predicted model, not a curated record